AAUAAGCACAAAGCAAACGAAGGAUAUAUUACCGGUCAUUGUUAAGAGCAGAAACGCUAACCUUAUAUGAGUCGUCGGUGAGGCUACAAUAACAGUAGAGAAGGACCGUCAAAACGACAAGCUGCUGGGAGGAUGUUCGCAUAGUCCACCUCUAAAACGACAGCUGAUAUUUCUCCCUCGCCUGAAUGUGGAGCACCCUGUGAUUUCCAGUGCUAAACCCUUGUGAUUCUGAAUUAUCCUUCGUCUCCGCAUACCCGCAUAGCUUUAUCGCUUCAAUACAAUGGCUGUUUCAAAGAAAAAUGCUUGUGUCCCUUGCCACUUAAUCUGUGCGGUUAUCAUCGGGUUAAUCGUUAACAAGGCUCUGUGCAUCAGAACUCCGGAUCGGGGCCCUGAAUUCAACAAGGACUUGCCAGACCAAGAACAACACUUGAAGAUCGCGGUUUUCGCUAUGGGAAGCUUCUGGAGAUCCGAGGCCGUCUUCGGGUGCUUGCCUGGCGUCAUCCGGACUAGGGCUGGAUAUGCUGGCGGAUCCAAGAGAAGUCCUGAAUAUAGAAACCUGGGUGACCACGCCGAAGCCGUUCAGAUUGAGUAUGACCCCAGGCUGAUUAGUUAUAAGGAGCUUUUGAAUGUGUUCUGGUCAAGUCAUGAUCCCAGGCAAGUAUUUGGCCAAGGUCCUGACGUGGGUAAUCAGUACAGAUCUGUUAUUUUUACUAAUGGAACUGAAGAAUCAAGACUGGCUAGCAUCAGCAAAGAGAAUGAACAAACCAGGUCAAGAAGCAGCAUUGUGACCACCCAAAUUCAGGAACUCGGAGAAUUUUAUCUUGCGGAACCUGAGCAUCAGAAAUUUGAACUCAAGCAGAACCCCUUCCUUCUUCAGCUAAUUGGUAAUCUGCCUGAAGAGGAACUUGACAGGUCAAGUAUGGCAACAAAAUUGAAUGGGUAUGUGGCGGAGCUUUGCCCUCCAAAACUCCAGAAACAAAUUGAUGCAAAGAUCAAUGAGAUUGUGAAAAAGGGUUGGCCCCUUUUGAGGGAAUUCUAGUUGGCAUCUGGGGAAGAACCUCUUGUUUUCAUGAAUCAAUUGCGUGCUUAGAUUACGCACUCUGGUUGUUAGAAAAAAUCAGAAUUACACAUUAGAGGAAAAACCAGAUCAUCUGGCUGUGCAGUUUUAUCAUUCUGCCUUGUACUUUUUCUUGAUACUGUUGUCUCUUUUGGGUUACACAGAAACGUAUUCUUAUAUAAGAUUUUUUGGAGAAAAACAUCAGGUCUUGUCAUUUAUAGAUUAUAAAUUAUGUCAUGUAUAGAUCAAUGCAAACUCUAAAUUUAUGUAGUUUAUUUCUCCA
Neltuma alba is the source of this 1340-nucleotide messenger RNA. RefSeq names its product peptide methionine sulfoxide reductase A5-like. The record is from RefSeq and is a predicted model, not a curated record. NCBI's taxonomy places the organism in Eukaryota, Viridiplantae, Streptophyta, Magnoliopsida, Fabales, Fabaceae. Gene Ontology annotation, biological process: cellular response to oxidative stress. The transcript has 4 exons. Gene Ontology annotation, cellular component: cytoplasm. Gene Ontology annotation, molecular function: peptide-methionine (S)-S-oxide reductase activity. The coding region runs from base 281 to 1039 and encodes 252 amino acids.